AUGCAUGUCUAUGAAAUGAAUAGUGUAAAUCAAUAGUUUACUAAAACAAAAGAUAUUAUUGUAAAUGGAUGUAAAAUUAAUUAAGGUGGAUUAUUUCAUAAUAGUUUAUUAUUUAUUAAAUCAAAAUAAUUAUUAGUUAAUAAGCAUGGUAAUUGUGUCAAUUUAAUCAGAAAGACAUAAAAUGAGGAAUUUAAAGUUGAAUAAUCUCAAGUUUUCAUCUUAAUUUCUACAAAAAUGUGGAGACAAUUUUUACAAAAAGUACAUCUUCUCUUUUUACAAUACCCCCCUCUUUGGUUUUUUUUAAUAAAAUAUUUUUAUGACCUCUAUUUUCUUCCUGAGAAGUGA
Paramecium pentaurelia is the source of this 345-nucleotide messenger RNA. The record is from the annotation of a GenBank genome assembly. Lineage: Eukaryota; Ciliophora; Oligohymenophorea; Peniculida; Parameciidae.